AACCAUCUUUUGUUUUUUUUUUCUGGCUUUGAAACUGUUCACAAUCUCUCUCUUCAACUCUUCUUCAACUCGUGAAAAGACCAGAGAGUUUUCUCCUGAUCCCAAAUCCGGAAGAAGCUUCCUCAUGGCGCAGAUCUACUCUCUCAACAUACACAACUAAAUAAACGUCAGUCACCUGCAGAAGUUUUCACUCUUGUUGUACUGAUAGAUAAAAUGUUCUCCAACAGAGAAUCUCAAGAGUUGAUCAUUUUGACUUUUUCAGGAAACAGUAGGUGAAGAUAGUAUUAUAAAAGAUAGGUUUUUGAGAAAUUGUAGUUUAGAAAAGAAGAAAAAAAAAAAGAAAAAUCCUUAGAACUAAACUCCAGCACAAGUAACCAGAGAGACCUAUUCACGACAACAACCUCUCUAUACACAAGACAACAAACACUCACACUCUCUUUCUAUCUCUACAAAAGCAUCACUCUUUACCUUCUUCUUCUUCUCUCUACUCUAACUCAAUAGAGAGAGAGAGAAAAAAAAAGCCAUGGAUGGGUAUGAAGCAACUAGGAUUGUGCUCUCUCGUAUCCAAGCUUUGGACCCAGCUAACGCAUCAAAGAUCAUGGGUCUUCUCCUUCUCCAAGAUCACGGUGAGAAAGAGAUGAUAAGACUAGCUUUUGGCCCGGAGAAUCUUGUUCACUCUGUGAUAGCGAAAGCCAAGAAAGAGUUGGGUCUCAUGAGCUGUUCAAGGCCUCUUUGGUGUCAAGAGGAGUUGAUAAGCCCUAAGAACAACGGCCGUGGCUCUUCUCUCAACCCUGCUUCUCUGCCCUUCUACGCUAACGGAGGAGGAAGAUCUUUUAAGGAUAUGACCAACGAGUUCGAGUUCGUUGAUGAUGUGAACUUGGGCUCUGUGCAUGCCAGAAGCGGUAGCUGCGGUCUUGACGGUUUAGGGUUUGGUGAUUCUGAGUUAGGGUUUGGAGGUGUGCCCUGUUCUUAUUUCGCUAGAGGCUUCUGCAAAAACGGGAGUAGCUGCAGAUUCGUCCACAGUGACGGAGGAGGUGAACUUGUUGGCUCUCCAAGCAGAAUGGAGCUUCUUAGGUCUAACUCGGUACCUCCAAGACUCGCUCACCAGUUCAUGACUCGCUCUUCUUUCUCUCCUAAAGGUGUUAACUUGCAGAACACCGAUGCUCAAAGAGCUGCUGCUGCUGCUUUGAUGAUGGGAGAUGAACUGCAGAAGCUUGGAAGAUGGAGACCUGAGAGGAUUGAUCUUUCUGCUAUGGCCUGUCCUGCUUCCAGACAGAUCUAUUUGACAUUUCCUGCCGACAGUAGGUUCAGGGAGGAAGAUGUGUCCAAUUAUUUCAGUACUUUUGGACCAGUUCAAGAUGUGAGGAUACCAUAUCAGCAAAAGAGGAUGUUUGGGUUUGUGACUUUUUUGUACCCUGAGACUGUCAAGAGCAUUCUUGCCAAAGGGAACCCUCACUUUGUGUGUGAUUCAAGGGUUCUUGUUAAGCCUUACAAGGAGAAAGGCAAAGUCCCUGACAAAUACAGAACUAACCAAACAACAGAGUUAGAAUUGUCCCCAACAGGGCUUGAUUCUAGCCCCAGAGAUGUUUUAGGAGGGAGAGGGUUCUAUAACAACCCCCAAGAUGUUAUGUGGAGGAGUAAGUUUGAAGAAGAGAUUCUUGAGCUUCAAAGCAGAAGGCUAAUGAAUCUGCAGCUUCAUGACGUUAAGAAUCAUUUCCAGCUCAAUUCCCCAUCUACACACAUUCAUUCUCCAAAUCCUUUUAGCCAGACACUUGUGUCUCCACGCCCAGGUGGGGUUAAAGCAGGAGGAGAGAUAGGGAAAGGAAGUUCCAAAGAAGGAUCUGAUGAUGAUACAAUAAAUCUACAAGAGAAGUUGGAGGAAUGCUUGCCAGAUAGUCCAUUUGCAUCGUCAACUAAUCAUUUGCUUCUGUUUGCUGAUUCGGUGGACAAUAAUGGAUCAGAUCUGUGGUCUCCUUCUUCUGAUAAUGAUGAUAAUUCUACUCCUUCUACACUCUCUGACUCCUUCAACUCUUUCAACUGCCAAAUGCCUAGGUCGCCGGCAUUUGGGAUGUUACCCGGUAGGGGUGGACCAGCAUGUCGUGUUGGGAUAUAAACAGGAAGAGAAGUGAGAAAGAAAGAAACUGAGGUAAGUUAAAAAAACUAAUAAUGUAGAGACUCUUAAUAACAAAAAGAUGCAGAGGUAUAAAAGUAAAGCAGGAAAAUUGAUGUAAGAGAUAGAGAAGUGAAGAGAAGAAAAAAAAAGAUUGUUGUACCAUUUCUCUAGUUUUAAUGUGUAAUGUUUAUGGACCUCAGAAGAUGAUGUAAUAUGAUAUGAUAUAAAUAUAUAGGACAAGAAGUGUAAUCUCUCUACAGAUUUACAGAAGAAAGAGAUUACAAUAUGGGUUUGAAAAGUGUUAGCAACU
Molecule: messenger RNA, 2423 nt
Organism: Raphanus sativus (radish)
Lineage: Eukaryota; Viridiplantae; Streptophyta; Magnoliopsida; Brassicales; Brassicaceae
Product: zinc finger CCCH domain-containing protein 46
Exons: 10
Coding region: 524-2113 (529 amino acids)
Molecular function (GO): RNA binding; metal ion binding
Source: RefSeq, a predicted model, not a curated record